This is a messenger RNA of Cyphellophora attinorum, 1485 nucleotides long. RefSeq lists its product as uncharacterized. Bases 1 to 1485 code for a protein of 494 amino acids. NCBI's taxonomy places the organism in Eukaryota, Fungi, Ascomycota, Eurotiomycetes, Chaetothyriales, Cyphellophoraceae. The record is from RefSeq and is a predicted model, not a curated record. The transcript has a single exon.
AUGGUCCCAUACGAUAAAGAGAAACCGCCAACUUUGAGCAAUACCCCAAUCGAGAUCCGACUGCAUAUUGUCCAAGCAUUUAUGGCCACAGCCACCAGCGACGAUGUCAAAGCCCUGCGCCAAGCCUUAGUCGAGAACGUUUCAGAUCUUGUUCCGCUCCACAACCUCCUUUCCACCAUGCGUUUGGGCAUCAACUAUGACAGCUACGAAGCUCUCGAAGGUAUCUGCCAGACAAGCCGAAGAGUUCACGUCAGAAAGCUCUUAAUCGACGCUGAAGUGCCCUUGCAGGAGUUCAGCUACGAACAAUGGAAAGCACAGAUUGCUGACAUCGGCGCAAGAGGCUGGGCCAACGAGAGCGGCACGCAGAGCUACUUAGCGCACGGAGCUGCGCUCAAGAGGCGGAUCAACGCACUUGAGGCCGACUCGCAGAGCCAGAUCAAGAUUCGAGACUGCUGGAACGCGUACAGCGAAGCCUGGGAGUCACAGUUGAAGGCCAUCCACGAAUGGGAGCACUAUGGACCGUGGUUGCCGUGGGCAUGGAUCUUCCGCCGGCUUCCCAACCUGACAGAGGUGGAGUUCGCAGCUGGAGCUUCGUCUUGGUACAUCAUACAGACGUCAAACGAUCUGACCUCGAGCUCCGUCAACUACAGAACACUAACUAUGCCUCCCGAAUUCGAGAACGCUACAAACCAAGAACACGACCCAGAUUACUUCGACGAUCAAUCAGAGGAUGCAAAGAGCCCUGCCAGAUGGCUGAGCUCAAUUCUGGAAGGUCUUUACCGCUCUCGCGCCCGCAACAUCAAUUCAGUCCAGAUCAAAGGCCUUCCAACAACGCUGUUCCACUUCUUGCAGCUGCCGCCUGACUGCGGCGGUCUCCCCAGCCUUAACAGUCUCAAGGUACGCCUUGUGGUUCCCUUCAGUCCCGAAGAUGCCGAAAAUGGCGUACUUGGUGCCAUUAAUGACAAUCUGGGCGAGCUCGCCUGGCGUUUGGGUACGGUCACUAACCUCGAAUGGCGAGGCGACGAGGUCUUGGACGCGUACUGGGGCGAUGAACGCAAUCCGUACGUAUUCUGUCCCUAUAUCAGGGCCCCGCUGGCUUCCGCUCUCCAGUCUCUUGUGCUUCACCGAGCGCAGGUCGGCUAUACGCAGCUCGAAGAGAGCAUCACUGCUGCGGGCGCGACUCUCACCAAGCUGCAUCUGUCGAACAUGAAGCUGUACGAUGGCUACUGGGUCGACAUCCUGCAUGUCAUCCGCCAGCACUGCCCUGUGCUUGCGGACGUUGAGCUUGCGGGACAAGGUCCUCUCGAGGAGAUUUCUGUGGUCAAUACUGGUUGGAUCCGCCAAUAUCAAUCAACGGGACUUUGGUACACGAGUAGCGGAACUGGCCUGCGUGACACGGUCAAGCGGUGGCUUCUGAGAAUCCCAGGGGCGCCAGCAGUAAUGCCGCUGUCAUCGACCGGGCAGGGAGGUGGGCUAACGGACUGA